Molecule: messenger RNA, 1938 nt
Organism: Onychostoma macrolepis
Lineage: Eukaryota; Metazoa; Chordata; Actinopteri; Cypriniformes; Cyprinidae
Gene: xcr1b.3
Product: chemokine (C motif) receptor 1b, duplicate 3
Exons: 2
Coding region: 328-1359 (343 amino acids)
Biological process (GO): G protein-coupled receptor signaling pathway; immune response
Cellular component (GO): membrane
Molecular function (GO): G protein-coupled receptor activity
Source: RefSeq, a predicted model, not a curated record
GCACAUGUGCCUUUGUGUAUAUAUAUAUUAUAACAUUUGAAGCUAAACUCCAGCUUUGCUGAUUAUUUCUGCACUCUAUCACUGUAUUAGAUGUUUAAGAAUUAAUAGGCUAUAUGUUUUUUUCUAUUUUGUUCAAUGAUUUACUUUAAGAUGAAUGUAUCUGUUAAAGAAAAUGUGUGUUAACGUGUUUGAUGUAAAUAAGUGGGCUGGACGUUCAUGUGACUGAAGGACGAAACAUGCAGAACAUGUAUGAUUUCUUCAGUGUCUCUAUGAGAGACAACACUGAUAUUUUAAGGAACAAACCACCACAGCAAUCAAGACAAUAUAAUGCAUGGAGAGACUUCACACGAGGUCUUCAAUAUCAGCUAUGAUUAUGACAUCAACUACACAUAUGAGGAAUAUUAUCCUUUGGUUACAUUAGAGGAGAAUAUUUUUUCAUUUAGGAUAAUCAACGCCAUUUGCUACAUGCUCAUCAUCUGCAUCAGUCUACCCGGAAACAGCUUUUUGCUUUGGGUGGUCUUGAAGAAAGUGGGUUUGAGCAGCUCUGCUGAUUGUUUACUCCUCCAUCUGACAGUGUCCAACCUCAUCUUCACCUUCACAUUGGUUCCCUGGACCGUCAAUCAUAUUUGGGGAUGGAUUUUUGGAAAUCUGGCCUGCAUGCUGUUCACCUGGUGCAUCUUUUUGGGCCUGUACAGCUACAUGAUGUUCCUCACAGUCAUGACGGUCCAUCGAUACGUGGCGGUGGUGUAUCCGGUGUUCGCUUCAUCUGUAGGGAAUCGUAGCAGAAUUUACAUGCACAUCUCGUCUGCUGUGGCGUGGUUGAUCUCUGUGGGCUUCAGUCUGCCUGAAAUGAUCUUCUCUGGAACUGUGGAUGGACCUGAUGGCGUAUUUUGUGUUCCCAACUAUAACUCAAUGUUUGUGGAGUUGUUUGGAUAUUUCACACAGAUAAUUGUCUUUUUCCUGCUGCCGUUCCUGGUUAUUGUGUUCUGCUACACACGGAUGGGUUUCGCCAUCCUUCAGAGUCGCAUGCGAGGCAGAAAUCACGCCAUAUGCAUCAUCCUAAGCAUCGCCGUGGGAUUCUUCAUCUGCUGGGCACCGUAUAACAUCUUCCUCUUCCUCUUCUCCUUGAGGUCUCUAGGUGUUUUUGCGUUGAGUGAAAACGUUUUGGAGAUCAUCUACUGCAUCACUCACGUUCUAGCGUAUUCCCACUGCUGUCUGAAUCCGCUCGUCCACAUCUUCGGAGGGAAGAAGUUCAGGAAUUACCUGCCAUGGAGCAGAGGUUUCCGUCGGCUCUCGCAGAGGUUCAGCAUGCAAACGUUUAGCAACCCCAGCAGCCUCUCGGGCCAGUUUCAUCUCUGAUCUUGUCAAAGGUCAUGAUAUCAUUUUGUUGCAGCUCCAAAGCGGGUCACAUGAUGUUUACAGUGCAGAUGAUGGGCUCAAAAAUUUCCCAAGUUAUUGAGAUGAAUGACAGAUUGAUUUAUUAAUCAAGCAACAAAAUGCAUGUGCCAAAUUCUUGGAAAUGUGAUCUAAAUGGCAUUCAUGUUGGUUUCAUAUUUAUUUAUUUAUUUUAGUUUAAUUAAGUGGUGUAACUAUCAAGUAAAAAAAUACAUUGGCCUGAAAACAUGAAUACUCACAGCCCUUAAUAAUUAUUUGCAAAAAUAUAUUUUAAAAUGUUUUUGUGGUUAUUCCAUUUGACAUUAAACAGUUGGAAUGUCAUAAAAAGAUAAAGUGUCUACAAAUAUAUAUAUAUAUGUAAAAACAGCCAUGAGGUUCUACAGUGUUUUCCUGUUUUAUGGUUUUUCCUGUUACAUGAUAAGCGUUUUGUGAAUGUUUAUUUAAAAAAAAAAAAAAAAAAUGUUUUUUGAAUAUUUUCUGAAAGAAAAAAAAAAGGGUUGUAAGCAAAAAGUAGCUGAAUAUUUUCCUUAAAACAUGUACAAA